Messenger RNA from Ostreococcus lucimarinus CCE9901, 465 nucleotides. RefSeq lists its product with no specific name. Lineage: Eukaryota; Viridiplantae; Chlorophyta; Mamiellophyceae; Mamiellales; Bathycoccaceae. Gene Ontology annotation, biological process: mRNA cis splicing, via spliceosome. Bases 1 to 465 code for a protein of 154 amino acids. Gene Ontology annotation, cellular component: U1 snRNP; U2-type prespliceosome. The record is from RefSeq and is a predicted model, not a curated record. Gene Ontology annotation, molecular function: protein binding; RNA binding. The transcript has a single exon.
AUGGUGUCCCGAGUCCGUCUCGCUCUUUGCGCGUGCGUCGCGCUCGCCGCCGCCGCCAUCGCGCGCGCCGUGGACACGCACGUCUUUUACUACAACGACGUCACGCGCGAGUCCCGCUGGGACGACCCGGAAAGUUUGGCGACGCACCUGGAUGACACCGGUCGACCGUAUUGGGUCGAUGCCGACACCGGGGAAUCGACGUACGACAGCCCGAAACACAGCGCGUGGCACGCGGUGGUGAGCGAGGACGACGCGAGCGCGGGACGGGUGUAUUACAUUCACAAGGAGACGCAGGAGACGACGUGGGAGAAGCCCGAAGAGCUCGCGUGGCGCAGAAUCGAACAGGAAGUCGACGCACACGACAAGUGGCAGCGGGAGCAGGCGCAAGGCGAGAAAGACGUGGGCGAAGACGUCGAGAUCGACGGAGAUACCAUCGACGUCGGUGAGGACGAAAUCGAAGGCUAG